Schizophyllum commune H4-8 is the source of this 1336-nucleotide messenger RNA. RefSeq lists its product as uncharacterized. The transcript is spliced from 8 exons. Bases 64 to 1245 code for a protein of 393 amino acids. Gene Ontology annotation, cellular component: cytoplasm. Gene Ontology annotation, molecular function: ATP binding; ATP hydrolysis activity; GTP binding. NCBI's taxonomy places the organism in Eukaryota, Fungi, Basidiomycota, Agaricomycetes, Agaricales, Schizophyllaceae. The record is from RefSeq and is a predicted model, not a curated record.
CUCUUUUCCGUCAACACCUCUCGUUUCUUCUCCACCACCACCGCGGCGUACGCGAAGAAAAAGAUGCCCCCCAAGAAGAAGGAAGCCCCGGAGAAGAAGGUCCUCCUUGGACGCCCCAGCAACAACCUCAAGGUUGGCAUCGUGGGUCUCCCCAACGUCGGGAAGUCGACCUUCUUCAACGCCUUGACCAACACAGACUUGGGCAAGGCUGCCAACUUCCCCUACGCGACGAUCAACCCUGAAGAAGCUCGUAUCCCCGUACCCGAUGAGCGCUUCGACUGGCUCUGCGAGCUGUACAAGCCUCAGAACAAGGUUCCCGCAUUCCUCACGUGCCUAGACAUUGCCGGCUUGACAGCGGGUGCAUCCACCGGUGCGGGUCUCGGCAACAGCUUUCUGUCGCACGUACGUGCGGUCGAUGGUAUCUUCCAAGUCGUGCGCGCCUUCGACGAUGCCGAGGUUACCCACGUCGAGGGUGAUGUCGACCCGCUACGCGACAUGGACAUCAUCUCGACGGAGUUGAGGCUGAAGGACAUCGAGUGGGUAGAGAAGCACCUCGAUGGCUUGAAGAAGACUACGCGCUCCCUGGGCAACUCGAGCUUGGCCGACAAAGCUCGGAAGGAGGAAGUUGCAACCGUCGAGAAGAUCUUGAAGACGCUCACCGUCGACAACAAGGACGUGCGCAAGGUUGACUGGAAUAACAAGGAGAUCGAUGUCGUGAACGGCUUGCAGUUGCUGACAGCGAAGCCGGUUACUUACCUCGUCAACCUGUCCGAGAAGGACUACGCCCGGAAGAAGAACAAAUGGCUACCGAAGAUCAAGGCCUGGGUCGAUGAGCACAACCCUGGGGACCCCAUCAUCCCCUUCUCGGUCGCGUUCGAGGAGCGGUUGAGUUUGCUGCCUGAAGAGGAGCGCGAGCAGGCGCAGAAGGACGCCGGCUGCGAGAGCGCUCUGGGCAAGAUCACGAAGGCCGGUUACAGUAGCUUGAGGCUCAUCCGCUACUUUACGUGCGGUCCUCAGGAGGUGCGCGCCUGGACCAUCCGCGAAGGCACGAAGGCGCCGCAGGCUGCCGGUGUCAUCCACUCCGACUUCGAGAACAAGUUCGUGUGCGGUGAGAUCAUGUCGUACGAGGACCUUCGCGAGCAUGGUAGUGAGGCGGCCGUCAAGGCGGCGGGCAAAUUGCGUCAACAGGGCAAGCCGUAUGAGAUGGUUGACGGCGACAUCGCGUACUGGAAGUCCGGCGCGUAGGAUACCACUUAUAGUAGCAGCAAUAUAGAAGUGUACAUAUCUUGAAGAGCGCGAGAUAUCUUUAACUUUGAACAAGCAAGUUCGUCUUCCC